This is a messenger RNA of Rhopilema esculentum, 828 nucleotides long. The record is from RefSeq and is a predicted model, not a curated record. NCBI's taxonomy places the organism in Eukaryota, Metazoa, Cnidaria, Scyphozoa, Rhizostomeae, Rhizostomatidae.
AUGGUGUGGGCAUACAAAUGGAUCAGUGCAAAGACACAAAAAUCACAAAUUAAAGUUUACAUCACUAGCAUAGAUAUGAGUAGCGCUUUUGAAACAAUCCGACGUGAACAGCUUGUUGAUAUUGCAAAGAAAUUCCUCGACGAAGAUGAAGAAGCUAUAUACGCAGACGACGCUGAUUUCCUCACAACUAGUGAAUUGGAAAAGAAUAUCAUCACAGAAAAGAUUGGAGAAAUUCUGCUUAGAGAUAAUUUGAAAGUAAACAACAGCAAAACAGAGCAAACAGAAAUUUUUCGAGGAGACAGAAACACAGAGCGAUGGAGGACAGUUAAAAAGCUUGGCUCUCUGUUAAGUGAUACGGAAGAUAUACAAAGAAGAAAACAGUUGUCGAUAGCAUCCAUGAAUAGAUUAAAUCACAUCUGGAUCAGAAAAGACCACGUCAGCGAAAAACUUCGCCUCAAGCUUUACAGAACACUUGUAAAACCAGUUCUGAUAUGCGAAGAUGGACCAAUUUCAAUUGACAUCCUCAAGGAUAGAUGGCGGCUGUUUGGUCACAUAUUACGCUUGUCCGACGAUACACCGGCUGUGAAGGCAAUGAGAUUUUACUUUGAGGGAUCGGAGAGGGGAUUCAGAGGCAGACCUAGAGAAACUCUCGUGACAACCUUAAAUAAAGAUAUCACCAGAGCAAGAGCAAUGGAAAGGUCUUUUCCACUACCGAACAUAAAGAACAAUGGAGAUUUUGAAAAGAUACGAUCCACAGCAAAGGACCGCAAAGAAUGGAGAAGAUUAUCAGAAGUAGUGUGCAGAGCUGCAGAAGCAGAAACAACAUGA